GACAGUACAGAGACAGGUCGUUAAGGAGCAGGUAGGGGUUAGACAGUACAGAGACAGGUCGUUAAGGAGCAGGUAGGGGGUGGACAGUGAAUACAGAGAACGGUCAUUAACCAACGCACUAUCUGACAAUGCUCGCGUGUUAGAGGGUCAUGGGAUGGAGGUGUGAGUGUGUGAAAUCUUUAGCCGUCACGCUAUGUGUUUAGCAAGAGCUAAAAGAGAUUAGCCCUCUGCUAUGUUAGGUAUGCCAACACCAAAUCUCCAUUUUUUCCUGUGGUUUGAGUUUAAACUGAAUGUUACAAAAUAAGUAUUUAAAUAGGUAGAUCUUACUUCGAAGAAAGACACAUUGAUUAGAAUAUUCCAGAAGAAUCCUCAAACCAACCAUGUGUGUCCCUUACUGAGUGCUGCAAACGAGUGUGUGUGUGUGUGUGUGUGUGUGUGUGUGUGUGUACGAGGGUGUGUAUAAGUAUGUAUGUGGGUAUAAGUGUGUGUGUGUGAGUAUUUAAGUUUGUGUGCGUGUUUGUAUACGUGUGUGUGUGUGUGUGUGUGUUCGUGCGUGUAUAAGUAUGUGUGUAUAAGUGUGUAUGUGUAUAAGUGUGUGUGUGUGUGUGUGUGUGUGUUUGUGAAUAAGUGUGUGUGUAUAAGUAUGUGUGUGUGUGUGUGUGUGUGUGUGUAUAAGUGUGUGUGUGUGUGUGUGUGUGUGUGUGUGUGUGUGUGUGUGUGUGUGUGUGUGUGUGUAUAAGUGUGUGUGUGUGUACCAGGAGGUGUAAUCCUGCCAGACUUGCCAGCAGAAUGAGCUGUGUUGGGGUGCUGCUGGUUGUCCUGCUUCUCCUGGCCUCCGGACCAGGUCUAGCCGGGUCCUCGGGUCCUGGUCAGGCCCAGUCUACGCCCGACCCGGGCCCGGUGGGGGUCCAGGGGGAGGGGGUAGACGUGCUGGUCCUCUGGGACCACCUGACGGGUCUGAAGGACCUGGUCCUCCGGCUGAGCGAGCAGGCGGUGUCCCAGCGGCUGGUCCUCAGGGGCCUGGAGACCAGGGUCCAGGACCAGCAGCUGGCCUCCCUGGAGACCUCGGAGCGGGUCCGGGGCCUGGAGGUCCUGCAGGUCCAGGUGAACCUCACCCAGGACCAGGUGCUCGGACUGACCCGGUCCUUGACCAGGAUAGAGGAUCUGGAGGAGCAGAACUCAGUUCUGGAGCCCCGGCUGGAUGCCCAGGAGGCCGAGGUGGAUCACCUGAAGAAUAAGAACACAGAGCUGUUGGAGAAGCUGCCCUUCCUGGUGAUGAGGCUAAGAGCGAGCGAGAGCACAGUGGAGCAGCUCAGGAGGACGAACGCAGUGCUGUCGGCCAGGAUGUGUUCCGCUGAGAAUCAGAUGGAGGAACUCAGGAGACAACGUUCAGUGUUCUCAGUGGUGCGACCAGGAGAUAAUUCUGGGACUUCAGAAGGAAGUGCUAAGAUGGCAGAGUUGCAGAACCGGAUGGACUCCUGCUCUGCCCAGCUGAACAUCCUCCAGACACAGAAUGACAACCAUACAGAGACACUGGUAUCCAUGGAAACCAGACUAGUUUCCGUAGAGAUGCAUCUGGGUUCGACCUCCAUACAGGUGGUGCAGCUGUUGGCAGGAAGUACAGGGUCCACUGAACUGUCCGAUUUAAGGAGAAGGAUGAACGAAACCGAGAACCGGUUGGAUCUGAUGACCAGACUUACCACCAGUACACCCACCUCCACCGGUACACCCACCUAUACAGCUGAGCUAGCCGCUGUGAGGGGGCAGCUAAGGGAACUUGACGGCCGGCUAACAGACCAGGAGAGCUCGCUGUCUGCUCUGGAGGACCGGCUAGAUGUCAGUGCGAACGGGACUGAAGCAAUGGAGUCCAAAGCGAUGUCCAAUGAGAGCACUCUGUUGGAGCUACAGAGGAAGGUAUCAGACCACACCUCCCAGCUGCUGAGGGUGGAGACCAGAGUCAACAUCAGCCAAUCCCUGAUGGAGCACCUGGAGACCCAACUGAACAGAGUUUCAGACUUGGAGGCCACAGGGAGCGCCACCAGCAGGCAGGUGGAGGAACUGCAGGAACUGACCAAAGCCCAGGAAGCCGAGCGUGUUGCCAUGGCAGCCAGAGUGACCACUGGGGAGAGCCAGAGAGAAGUUCUGGAGUCCAGGUUAGAGGCUGAGGAGGCCGCUUUGAAGACCCUGAAGACAGAGGGCUCAGGGUUGGAGGAAGGACUGAGAUCCACACAGAUCCUCGUUGAGGAGCUGCACACCCAGAACAACGACCACACCUCCCAGCUGCUGAGGGUGGAGACCAGAGUCAACAUCAGCCAAUCCCUGAUGGAGCACCUGGAGACCCAACUGAACAGAGUUUCAGACUUGGAGGCUACAGGGAGCGCCACCAGCAGGCAACUGGAGGAACUGCAACUCGACUUGUCUGUUGCUACGACGGGUCUUUCUGCCCAGGAAGCUGAGGGGGUUACCAUGGCAGCCAGAGUGACCGCUGGCGAGAGCCAGAGAGAAGCUCUGGAGUCCAGGUUAAAGGCUGAGGAGGCCGCUUUGAAGAUCCUGAAAUCAGAGAGCUCAGGGUUGGAGGAAGGACUGAGAUCCACACAGAUCCUUGUUGAGGAGCUGCACAACCAGAACAACCGCCACACCUCCCAGCUGCUGAGGGUGGAGACCAGAGUCAACAUCAGCCAAUCCCUGAUGGAGCACCUGGAGACCCAACUGAACAGAGUUUCAGACUUGGAGGCUACAGGGAGCGCCACCAGCAGGCAGCUGGAGGUACUGCAGGAACUGACCAAAGCCCAGGAAGCUGAGCGGGUUGCCAUGGCAGCCAGAAUGACCGCUGGGGAGAGCCAGAGACAAGCGCUGGAGUCCAGGUUAGAGGCUGAGGAGGCCACUUUGAAGACCAUGAAGACAGAGUACCGAGACCACACCUCCCAUCUGCUGAGGGUGGAGACCAGAGUCAACAUCAGCCAAUCCCUGAUGGAGCACCAGGAGACCCAACUGAACAGAGUUUCAGACUUGGAGGCUACAGGGAGCGCCACCAGCAGGCAGCUGGAGGUACUGCAGGAACUGACCAAAGCCCAGGAAGCUGAGCAGGUUGCCAUGGCAGCCAGAGUGACCGCUGGGGAGAGCCAGAGACAAGCGCUGGAGUCCAGGUUAGAGGCUGAGGAGGCCGCUUUGAAGACACUGAAGACAGAGAGCUCAGGGUUGGAGGAAGGACUGAGAUCCACACAGAUCCUUGUUGAAGAGCUGCACACCCAGAACAACAACCACACCUCCCAGCUGCUGAGGGCGGAGAACAGAGUCAACACCAGCCAAUCCCUGAUGGAGCACCUGGAGACCCAACUGAACAGAGUUUCAGACUUGGAGGCUACAGGGAGCACCACCAGCAGGCAGCUGGAGGAACUGCAGGGACUGACCAAAGCCCAGGAAGCUGAGCGGGUUGCCAUGGCAGCCAGAGUGACCGCUGGGGAGAGCCGGAGAGAAGCGCUGGAGUCCAGGUUAGAGGCUGAGGAGGCCGCUUUGAAGACCCUGAAGACAGAGAGCUCAGACCACACCUCCCAGCUGCUGAGGGUGGAGACCAGAGUCAACAUCAGCCAAUCCCUGAUGGAGCACCUGGAGACCCAACUGAACAGAGUUUCAGACUUGGAGGCUACAGGGAGCGCCGCCAGCAGGCAGCUGGAGGAACUGCAGGAACUGACCAAAGCCCAGGAAGCUGAGCGGGUUGCCAUGGCAGCCAGAGUGACCGCUGGGGAGAGCCAGAGACAAGCGCUGGAGUCCAGGUUAGAGGCUGAGGAGGCCGCUUUGAAGACCCUGAAGACAGAGAGCUCAGGGUUGGAGGAAGGACUGAGAUCCACACAGAUCCUUGUUGAAGAGCUGCACACCCAGAACAACAACCACACCUCCCAGCUGCUGAGGGUGGAGACCAGAGUCAACAUCAGCCAAUCCCUGAUGGAGCAACUGGAGACCCAACUGAACAGAGUUUCAGACUUGGAGGCUACAGGGAGCGCCACCAGCAGGCAGCUGGAGGAACUGCAGGAACUGACCAAAGCCCAGGAAGCUGAGCGGGUUGCCAUGGCAGCCAGAGUGACCGCUGGGGAGAGCCAGAGACAAGCGCUGGAGUCCAGGUUAGAGGCUGAGGAGGCCGCUUUGAAGACACUGAAGACAGAGAGCUCAGGGUUGGAGGAAGGACUGAGAUCCACACAGAUCCUUGUUGAAGAGCUGCACACCCAGAACAACAACCACACCUCCCAGCUGCUGAGGGCGGAGACCAGAGUCAACAUCAGCCAAUCCCUGAUGGAGCACCUGGAGACCCAACUGAACAGAGUUUCAGACUUGGAGGCUACAGGGAGCGCCACCAGCAGGCAGCUGGAGGAACUGCAGGAACUGACCAAAGCCCAGGAAGCUGAGCGGGUUGCCAUGGCAGCCAGAGUGACCGCUGGGGAGAGCCAGAGACAAGCGCUGGAGUCCAGGUUAGAGGCUGAGGAGGCCGCUUUGAAGACCCUGAAGACAGAGAGCUCAGGGUUGGAGGAAGGACUGAGAUCCACACAGAUCCUUGUUGAAGAGCUGCACACCCAGAACAACAACCACACCUCCCAGCUGCUGAGGGUGGAGACCAGAGUCAACAUCAGCCAAUCCCUGAUGGAGCAGCUGGAGACCCAACUGAACAGAGUUUCAGACUUGGAGGCUACAGGGAGCGCCACCAGCAGGCAGCUGGAGGAACUUCAGGAACUGACCAAAGCCCAGGAAGCUGAGUGGGUUGCCAUGGCAGCCAGAAUGAACGCUGGGGAGAACCUGAGAGAAGCGCUGGAGUCUAGGUUAGAGGCUGAGGAGGCCGCUUUGAAGGCACUGAAGACAGAGAGCUCAGACCACACCUCCCAGCUGCUGAGGGUGGAGACCAGAGUCAACAUCAGCCAAUCCCUGAUGGAGCACCUGGAGACCCAACUGAACAGAGUUUCAGACUUGGAGGCUACAGGGAGCGCCACCAACAGGCAGCUGGAGGAACUGCAACAUGACUUGUCUGUUGCUACGACGAGUCUUUAUGCCCAGGAAGCUGAGCGUGUUGCCAUGGCAGCCAGAGUGACCGCUGGCGAGAGCCAGAGAAAAGCGCUGGAGGCCAGGUUAGAGGCUGAGGAGGCCACUUUGAAGACCCUGAAGACAGAGAGCUCAGGGUUGGAGGAAGGACUGAGAUCCACACAGAUCCUCGUUGAGGAGCUGCACAUCCAGAACAACAACCACACCUCCCAGCUGCUGAGGGUGGAGACCAGAGUCAACAUCAGCCAAUCCCUGAUGGAGCACCUGGAGACCCAACUGAACAGAGUUUCAGACUUGGAGGCUACGGGGAGCGCCACCAGCAGGCAGCUGGAGGAACUGCAGGAACUGACCAAAGCCCAGGAAGCUGAGCGGGUUGCCAUGGCAGCCAGAAUGACCGCUGGGGAGAGCCAGAGACAAGCGCUGGAGGCCAGGUUAGAGGCUGAGGAGGCCGCUUUGAAGACCAUGAAGACAGAGAGCUCAGGGUUGGAGAAAGGACUGAGAUCCACACAGAUCCUCGUUGAGGAGCUGCACACCCAGAACAACAACCACACCUCCCAGCUGCUGAGGGUGGAGACCAGAGUCAACAUCAGCCAAUCCCUGAUUGAGCACCUGGAGACCCAACUGAACAAAGUUUCAGACUUGGAGGCUACAGGGAGCGCCACCAGCAGGCAGCUGGAGGAACUGCAGGAACUGACCAAAGCCCAGGAAGUUGAGCGGGUUGCCAUGGCAGCCAGAGUGACAACUGGGGAGAGCCAGAGAGAAGCGCUGGAGUCCAGGUUAGAGGCUGAAGAGGCCGCAUUGAAGAUCCUGAAGACAGAGAGCUCAGGGUUGGAAGAAGGAUUGAGAUCCACACAGAUCCUCGUGGAGGUGCUACACACCCAGAACAACAACCACACCUCCCAGCUGCUGAGGGUGGAGACCAGAGUCAACAUCAGCCAAUCCCUGAUGGAGCACCUGGAGACCCAACUGAACAGAGUUUCAGACUUGGAGGCUACAGGGAGCGCCACCAGCAGGCAGCUGGAGGAACUGCAGGAACUGACCAAAGCCCAGGAAGCUGAGCGGGUUGCCAUGGCAGCCAGAAUGACCGCUGGGGAGAGCCAGAGACAAGCGCUGGAGUCCAGGUUAGAGGCUGAGGAGGCCGCUUUGAAGACCCUGAAGACAGAGAGCUCAGACCACACCUCCCAGCUGCUGAGGGUGGAUACCAGAGUCAACAUCAGCCAAUCCCUGAUGGAGCACCUGGAGACCCAACUGAACAGAGUUUCAGGCUUGGAGGCUACAGGGAGCGCCACCAGCAGGCAGCUGGAGGAACUGCAGGAACUGACCAAAGCCCAGGAAGCUGAGCGGGUUGCCAUGGCAGCCAGAGUGACCACUGGGGCGAGCCAGAGAGAAGCGCUGGAGUCCAGGUUAGAGGCUGAAGAGGCUGCAUUGAAGAUCCUGAAGACAGAGAGCUCAGGGUUGGAGGAAGGACUGAGAUCCACACAAAUCCUGGUUGAGGAGCUGCACACCCAGAACAACAACCACACCUCCCAGCUGCUGAGGGUGGAGACCAGAGUCAACAUCAGCCAAUCCCUGAUGGAGCACCUGGAGACCCAACUGAACAGAGUUUCAGACUUGGAGGCUACAGGGAGCGCCACCAGCAGGCAGCUGGAGGAACUGCAACAUGACUUGUCUGUUGCUACGACGACUCUUUCUGCCCAGGAAGCUGAGCGGGUUGCCAUGGCAGCCAGAGUGACCGCUGGCGAGAGCCAGAGAAAAGCGCUGGAGGCCAGGUUAGAGGCUGAGGAGGCCGCUUUGAAGACCCUGAAGACAGAGAGCUCAGGGUUGGAGGAAGGACUGAGAUCCACACAGAUCCUCGUUGAGGAGCUGCACAUCCAGAACAACAACCACACCUCCCAGCUGCUGAGGGUGGAGACCAGAGUCAACAUCAGCCAAUCCCUGAUGGAGCACCUGGAGACCCAACUGAACAGAGACUUGGAGGCUACAGGGAGCGCCACCAGCAGGCAGCUGGAGGAACUGCAACAUGACUUGUCUGUUGCUACGACAAGUCUUUCUGCCCAGGAAGCUGAGGGAGUUACCAUGGCAGCCAGAGUGACCGCUGGCGAGAGCCAGAGAGAAGCUCUGGUGUCCAGGUUAGAGGCUAAGGAGGCCGCUUUGAAGAUCCUGAAGACAGAGAGCUCAGGGUUGGAGGAAGGACUGAGAUCAACACAGAUCCUCGUUGAAAAGCUGCACACCCAGAACAACAACCACACCUCCCAGCUGCUGAGGUUGGAGACCAGAGUCAACAUCAGCCAAUCCCUGAUGGAGCACCUGGAGACCCAACUGAACAGAGUUUCAGACUUGGAGGCCACAGGGAGCGCCACCAACAGGCAGCUGGAGGAACUGCAGGAACUGACCAAAGUCCAGGAAGGUGAGCGGGUUGCCAUGGCAGCCAGAGUGACCGCUGGGGAGAACCUGAGAGAAGCACUGGAGUCCAGGUUGGAGGCUGAGGAGGACUCUUUGAAGACCCUGAAGACAGAGAGCUCAGGGUUGGAGGAAGAACUGAGAUCCACACAGAUCCUUGUUGAGGAGCUGCACACCCAGAACAACGCUGAACUGUCUACCCUGGAGGCCAGGAUGAACGCCAGCGAGAAUACAACAGCAAGUGUGGCUGACAGGGCCGGGGUUCUGAGCCGGCUCUUGGCGGAGCUCCACGCCAACGCCUCAGUCAUGGAGAUCCGGACGGACAGAACCGAGCGGCGUUUGGACCAGUGGAUGAGUCAGAACCGAGAACGGCCCCGAGUGGCCUUCUCCGCCGGACUCAGCGACUCCGGAGCCAUCGGACCCUUCGGCAUGGAGACCACCCUGGUGUUCACCAAGACCCUCGCCAACGUCGGCCAGGCCUACAACCAGACCACGGGCAUCUUCAGGGCUCCGCUGAGAGGCCUCUACUGCUUCCUGUUCACGGUGGCGGACUUCCUGAAGGGCUACCGGGGGGUGUACCUGUACCGGAACGAGGAGCGGGUUCUGUUCAGCCUGGAGCUCAACGGCCACGGCGGCUACGCUAGCAGCUCGGCCGCCACGCCCCUCCUCCUGGAGGCCGGGGAAACCGUCAGCCUCCGUCUCCCUGGGAGCUACCGUCUCUAUGACGACAACCGCAACUUCAGCCUCUUCUCAGGAUUCCUGCUCUUCCCUCUGUGAUCCAGAGAUCAAUAGACUGAAGGACUGAUCGAUCUAUAGAUGGACCCAUGGUCUAUAGAUCAAUAGACUGAUCGAUCUAUAGAUGGACCCAUGGUCUAUACAUCGAUAGACCGAUCGAUCUAUAGCUCGACCCAUGGUUUAUAGAUCAAUAGACUGAUCGAUCUAUAGAUGGACCCAUGGUCUAUAGAUCAAUAGACUGAUCGAUCUAUAGAUGGACCCAUGGUCUAUACAUCGAUAGACCGAUGGACCGAUCGAUCUAUAGCUCGACCCAUGGUUUAUAGAUCAAUAGACUGAAGGAAUGAUCAAUCUAUAGAUGGACCCAUGGUCUAUAGAUCCAUAGACUGAUGGACAGAUCGAUCUAUAGAUUGACCCAUGGUCUAUAGAUCAAUAGACUGAUCGAUCUAUAGAUAGAUUCAUGGUCUAUAGAUCGAUGCAUCAAUUGAUCAAUAGAGACCUUGCAAUCGAUCAAUCAAUAUGCAGAUCUAUGGAACCUGGACUCAAGAUGAAUGGUCAGAUGUAUUGAUUAGUGAUUGGUUUCUAAACAAGGUCAUCACGGUCUGAACAGGAAACAACUUUUUGCCUCAUCCAUCCAUUGUUAUAUAGCCCAUCAUUUUAGGCCUGAUAAAGUUCUGAUGAAGCCUGUUAUAGUCCUGAUAAAGUCCCGUUAUAGCCUGAUAAAGUCCUGUUAUGGUUAUAGUCAAUAGUUACGGUCAUGUUAUAGUCCAUAGUUACGUCAUGUUGUAAUCCAUAAUUAUGGACUACACAUGUUAUGCGUCUCCAUGGUGAUACUGAUGGAGCCUGAGAAGCUCUUAAAACGUGUCACCAAAUCUUUUAUUGUCUUUCAGGGGAGAGGAGAACAAACAGUAGGAAGAAUACGUUGACGCCAGCAGUGCAAAGACAAGCAGUAAUUUAACCCAUUUAUAUACAUUUGGUCUUUAAAAACACAUUAUUAAGAUCUGUUUUAUUAAAAUCAAAGCGGUGUGACCCUUAACCCUUUACAAAAGCCAUCUGUUAGUCAUCUCUAACAGAGAAAUGGAGCGUCGUCUGCACUACAAAUCCGUUAUAUUAUAAAACACCAAUAGGGGGCGCCACUGACCAUGCAUGACGGCUCCGUGUGGCCGUGGUUUGCUUAAACAACCUUAUUUAAAGUAUUAAUCUCGAAAAUGCAUGUUAAUAAAUGUCUGUUAAAAGACCGAAUGAGGUAACACCCAGCAGUGCUCUCUUGCCAGGCCAUUAUUGUAACUAAGAAUUAGUUCUUAAUUAAAGGUGCUAUAAAACAUGGA
Molecule: messenger RNA, 9485 nt
Organism: Gadus chalcogrammus (walleye pollock)
Lineage: Eukaryota; Metazoa; Chordata; Actinopteri; Gadiformes; Gadidae
Product: rootletin-like
Exons: 92
Coding region: 790-8202 (2470 amino acids)
Molecular function (GO): protein binding
Source: RefSeq, a predicted model, not a curated record